CUCAGAUAUUAAAUCGCAAGCCUCGCGCUUGUCAGCUAUGCCUUGAAUUCAUAGCAUACCCUCUUGCGUUGAUUGAUAUCACCUCUCUCCGAAAAACUGGAGGUGAUACCCCGCGAUCCAGAAAACUUCGUCCAACGGAUCGAUGGAGAUCGAGGACAUCAUCCGGGGAGUCCAGCCUCGUAUAGGCGAGGUAGUCCCGGUAAAAACAGUUCAAGAGACUCAGCCCAUUGAAGAAUUCGCCGAGGCAUAUGUCGCAGAAGUCAGUGUAAGAUCCGCUUCAAAGGUGAUCAAAGUCCUUGACUCGAACUUCUCUCGUGAUGCUUCACAACCCAUGAGCCAUCUUCGUCGCUUUGCAAAAUACAGCAAUUUACCGGAACAUCUCCAAACAAACUUUUCAAAGGACAAACCCUCCACGAAAACUAUCUUUGUUUUGGUUUCUCCACCUCUACCUGAUGUUGAUCGUCUGAAAGAACUGCUAGCUCCCUUCGCCCCAGAACCGGAAGAUGGCCCUUCUACACAGCCCUCGGAGCCUGCUGGCCAGAUCAUACUCCAUACCAUCAAAAUCCCCACCCUUCCUCCUCUCAAUACAACUCAAGCGGACACCUGGACAAAAAACUUAUGGCCAGUCAUUUUUAACCCCGCUGCCGCACGAGCCACAGUCGCUCCUCCCGUUCAGGUCCUAAACCGUACACUUGGGUCUAUCCAGCCGGAUGCCGGAUACUACAUAGCGCUAGCGCACAGAGUUGCCGAUGAAGCAGAGCAAUCUGGUCGUGGUCGUCGCGUUGGUGCAGUGGUCGUCGACCCAGAAAUCACAUCUCGGAUACUAGAAACCGCCGACGACGCGGACUCCCGAUGGGCAGAUGCAAUUGUGGCCGUAGCAGGCGAUGCACGGUAUGCUCGGAGGGAAGCUGGAGCCCUUUCAGAGUCAGAAAUUCAACUGGGGAUUGGACCUAACCCUGAUCGAGAGACAUACAACCCUGACCUAGAAGGAGGUCCAGAUCUUCACGCGUUGAUGAGGGUAGUUGAAAUUAUAGCUUUCAAACGACGAGCAGAAGAUCCAGAUGCAGAGAACGAUAAACCCGAUUUGAGCCCAUUAGAAUCCUAUUUCCUUUCGCAAAUGGACUCUACUUCUUUGGAGUCCCUGGAUGUAUCGCCAGUGCCAGAGAAGUACCAGAAGACGGAGAAGGGGCCGCAGCCGGUUGCUAUGUCAUCGGAAGAAGUGCUAGCAACUCGAAUUCGACCGCGGUCGCAAGGUGGAUAUCUGUGCACUGACUUGGAUGUAUAUUUGACCCAUGAGCCCUGCAUUUGCUGCUGCAUGGGCCUGCUUUUGUCACGGUUCCGGUCCGUAACAUUUCAUCGACAGGGACGCAUGGUGACAGGAGGACUUGCCUCUGAACCUGUUGUUACGCCGGUGUCUGAGCCCGUGGAGCACGAUGACCCUGGAUGCGAGGAUAAGAAGCGACUAUAUUAUGGAAUACACUGGCGAAAGGAAUUGAACUGGCGGGCCUUGGGCUUUGAAUUCAUAGAAGAUGAAGUGUCGGGGCAAAAAUUGGCAGAGGAUGGGAUUGCAUUCCAUGCAUAAUUACCCGGUCCGUGGGCUUAUAUAUGAGGAAAGGACAUUAAUUAGACUGUAAUACAUAUGGAUAUACA
Molecule: messenger RNA, 1650 nt
Organism: Aspergillus ochraceoroseus IBT 24754
Lineage: Eukaryota; Fungi; Ascomycota; Eurotiomycetes; Eurotiales; Aspergillaceae
Product: putative tRNA-specific adenosine-34 deaminase subunit Tad3
Exons: 3
Coding region: 143-1582 (479 amino acids)
Molecular function (GO): catalytic activity
Source: RefSeq, a predicted model, not a curated record